This is a messenger RNA of Uranotaenia lowii, 1748 nucleotides long. RefSeq names its product G2/M phase-specific E3 ubiquitin-protein ligase-like. The transcript has 3 exons. The coding region runs from base 62 to 1732 and encodes 556 amino acids. The record is from RefSeq and is a predicted model, not a curated record. Lineage: Eukaryota; Metazoa; Arthropoda; Insecta; Diptera; Culicidae. Gene Ontology annotation, cellular component: nucleus.
AAAUAAGCAGAUCAGUUCGCGCUCGUACAAGUUCCUUUUAUUUCAAAAGUUUUCCUUUAAAAUGAACAUCGACGAUGAUCUCCUGAGCGGUCAAGAUAACCCGUACUUCGGUAUCGAUCGGCUGCGGUUCAUGUCCUGUCGCUGCUGUGCUCGGAACAGCCCGUUCCUGUUUUAUCUCCCGCCCAGCAACGAUUUCGCCAAGUUGAUACCAGGACUUCAGUUAAAUCAACUGAUAUUUUGUGUGCAUUGCCUACCGCCAGUGGAUCAGCUUCGAGAAUGCUAUCCCGAAAUCGAGACGAGUAUUAUCAAAGAGACAAAUUCCUUAGAUCUCUUCAAGGGGUUCGAAUACGCAAAUCCUUACUAUCGGAAGUAUGCCAAAAUAGAUCGUAUUAUCAUCACAGACGAUACCUUACCGUUGAACAUCCCAUGUGAUGAAAUGAUUGAGCUGGAACAGACUGAAAAGUUGGAUAAGCUAAUAGAGUGUUUUCCAACCGUGCAUCGGUUGGAAAAUAGACGAUACCAAGGAUUAGAAGAAAUUGGUCAGUUGCUUUUUGCCAAAAGUCAAGAACUACAAAAUUAUUACCGUGAACAGCGAGGGAAAAAUGGAAUGAUUGCUAAACGCAUUGAAACAUUAGAGCUUAAUCCAGAAGAUGAUGUUGAAGUAGCAGUUGAGGACCAUGAUAACCUCCUACCAAUGGAAACUGGAGAAAUCAGUGAGGAUUCAUUACCAAAUCAACUGAUUCAAUUUAAAAAUCAAAUUGAGCUUACCAUGACAGAAGACAUUGUAGAUAAAAGUCUUUGCCAGGAACCGUUUCCGUAUGUCGUCGCUGAUCCACGUUUCAAGCUUAACGUACUCGAUUCCAGCUCCGAACACCUCUGUGACAUAUGCUUGUUGAGCGAUAAAAGCCGCAUCAAGUAUGGAGAGUUUAUCGAGAAACCGUUCGCCAGGAAAACCAUUCGAUGUCAUUACUUUUGUCUCCUUUCGGGACACUAUCUAAACCAACAAGGAAUGGACAGCUCUGGAAUCUUAGGUUUUCUCUUAGAUGAUAUUAUGAACUCAUUUAAACACUACCGUUCCAUUCAAUGCUACUAUUGCGGGAAAUUGUCUGCUCCGGUCAAAUGCAGUCAUGAUAAAUGCACACGAUGGUAUCAUUAUAGUUGCGGUUACAAGAAUAGCUGUGUAACGCAGUUCGCAGAUCAGUUCAAUUCGUUUUGCCACGAACAUUUGCCGUUUCAGCACCCAGAAUCACAUGGGCCAGAUACACUUUGUUUAAUCUGUUGGAACCAGAUUGGACCGUACAAUCCAGUGUCGAGCUUUUGUUCCAUUUGUGAACCAGAAGAGGAAAAUUCAGUGCCCGAAAUAAUUUGGUAUCAUCGAGCUUGCAUGCAGAGGUCCGCUUUUGCUUCGGGCUACUAUUUCAAGUGUCCCAAUUGUCACGAUAAGGAAUUUGUGCAGUAUGCCCGGCUGCAUGGAAUCUUUGUACCGCAGCGAGACGCAAGCUGGGAACUGGAAACAGGUGCGUUCAAGGAUCUACAUUCGACCAAAUGUACAGCCGCUGAUUGCAGAUUCGGAAGCAAAGCAUCGGGCAAGGGAAGUUCUGGUGCUUCUGAUUUGGUGGGCUGUAAAGCUUGUGGAGGAGCUACGAUGCACACCGUUUGCGCCCAGCUGGAUAAUCCGGACGAUUAUGUUUGCUCCAACUGUAUGGAUGCAACGUUUAUAAAACUAUUUUAAUAAAUGAACAGAGAAU